Apis florea (little honeybee) is the source of this 1179-nucleotide messenger RNA. RefSeq names its product protein cortex. The record is from RefSeq and is a predicted model, not a curated record. Gene Ontology annotation, biological process: anaphase-promoting complex-dependent catabolic process; positive regulation of anaphase-promoting complex-dependent catabolic process; positive regulation of ubiquitin protein ligase activity. Gene Ontology annotation, cellular component: anaphase-promoting complex. NCBI's taxonomy places the organism in Eukaryota, Metazoa, Arthropoda, Insecta, Hymenoptera, Apidae. Gene Ontology annotation, molecular function: anaphase-promoting complex binding; protein binding; ubiquitin ligase activator activity.
AUGGCCGUCUACCUUUUCCCAAUAUUUCUCCGUGCUAAAAACUCCCAUCGUGGAUUUCAACUUGGACAUGGAUCUAAGGAUAACACUCCGAAACAGGUGGCGGCCAAUCAUCAGCUAGCUGCCGCGAAAACCGUCCAGCAAAUCGUUAAAAAAUACUCGCUGAAAGCGCCGAAGAAAACUUAUUAUGAAGACAGAUUCAUAAGGUUUAAGUAUAACGCGGAAGCGGCUAAUUAUCUAUUGAAGAAAAGGAACGAGAAUCAAUUGCACAGGGAUGAGAUCGAUGUGUUCAAACAGGUGGACUCUCUGCAUACUAAAUGGCAGAGGAAAUUUAUGCACCAAUUAAUGGUGAAAGAAAACGUAAUACCAGGGGUGAGACAGAAACAAGUGCUGCGCGCAAACCACUUAUCCACGGAAAACAAGUUGCCUGGAAACUUAGCAGGCCGGCCAAGGGAGCUGUGGGACGAGGAUCAGUUUGAAGAUGGAAUGUGGAAAUCGAAGCCACGAAAGAGGCCUUUAAUAGGCAUUAUAGACUCCAUAUUAGAUAUGCCCGGAUUCCAAACUUCGCCACGUCCAACGUUGCCGAUACAGGGACGUCUGGUCGAUUGGGGGUCGAAGAACAUCAUCGCGGCGGCGGUCCAAGACAUCGUGACGCUGUACAACGGGCAGAACGCGAGCGACAACACGGAACUGGAGAACGUGGAGAUAUCCAACAUCUCGGCUCUGAAAUGGGACAACGCGGGCACGAAGCUAGCCGUUUGCACCAAGUCGUCUCAGGUGAACUUGUACUGCGUCAACUCUCAAAAGAUAAUUUGGACGACCCCGUGCUGCGGCAAGAACUACUUGCCGCUGUGCUACGCGCGUUGCAUCUGCUGGCCUCAGGAUGAUCGACACGUCAUCACGGGAUGCAUGGGGGUGAUCACGGUUCACUCGGUGGAAAAUGGCAACGUCGUUCAAUACAAUCACGCCCACGUUUCCGAGAUUUUGUUACUCGAGUUUUCCUCCAAUUAUCGAUACAUCGCCUCCGCUUCCCAUCACUCGUUGGACAGGAAUAUCCGAAUCUUCAUAUGGCCUUAUCUCAUCCCCUACGUGGAUAUCGAUUACUGCGAACCUGUUCUGGUAAGUGAUAUUUCUUUGGUAAAUAUAUAUAUAUAUAUUUUUUUCAGAAUUAUAAAUACAUAG